AUGAGACUGAUGUGCCAGUGGAUGGUGCUAGUUAUGGCGGUGAAGUGCGCAGCGGGUAUGUUGCACGAGUUCAGCACUACGAAGGACCUGUAUGGCGAGUUGCUCAGUACUGACAGGUAUUCGUUCGUAUAUAUCUAUUCUCCCAAGUGCCCCUGGUGUAAGGAGCUGAUGCCUAAAUUCGAGAUGCUGUCUAGUUUCUUUAACGGGGCGCUGAACUUUAUUAUGAUUGACGGCAGAAAAUGCAGGAUUCUCGAUAAAGACUUCAAUGUGGAUACGUAUCCGUAUCUGAUGCUCUUCGAGGCGAAAGAGAAUUUGGCAGGGUUUCAGGUCGAGCCGGAAUUGACACCAAAAAAUCUGCUCAAGGGUGUAUACCACGGUGCGGGCGACGUUUAUCGCAUGGCGCACUACCUGACACAAUUGACGGGGGAGACACCCGCCUUGCCGCAGCCGGUCCAUGAAAAUAUUAUUGAGUUGGACAAGCUGGGCCCACACGCAGACUCGGACUCCCUGGAUUAUUUGGACGCGACGUCGGGUGCAAGUUUGGUAAAUAUCUUGUCGUUUACAUCCCCUUGGAUGGAUUUCUACUAUCAGGAACUAUUCCAAUCUUCUCGGCCGUCUUCGUUGUUGGUACAGAAUUCACAGUUUUUCGACGACAAGUUGAAAACAUUUGACAUCGAUGGUUCGCAGCGCUCAACAUCACAUCUUACCAAUCUCUUCAGGGUGUCUCACUUCCCCAGUCUGAUGCUCUUGCCCCGAAAUUGCGGUGGUUCAAAUUCGACUGUAGUGCGCAUCGAGUUUCAUCAGUAUGAUAGCGAACUGUUGAAAAAGGAAAUUCAAACUGUUCGCCGACUUACCAAACUCUGUAUCGAUGGCGACCAAACUGCGCUGUCAAAUUUUGUCUCCGAUUUCCAUUCCAUCAGCAUAUACCCAUCUCUGGAAGAUAUGCAACAAAAGGUUAAUGACGCUGCUGGGAAGGCUUAUGAAAUUCAUGAAGAUGAAUCGGACAUGGAGUAUAUUUCCCACGCUAUAAAUGAUUUGUAA
This is a messenger RNA of Zygotorulaspora mrakii, 1041 nucleotides long. Its product is annotated as protein disulfide isomerase family protein. The transcript has a single exon. Bases 1 to 1041 code for a protein of 346 amino acids. Lineage: Eukaryota; Fungi; Ascomycota; Saccharomycetes; Saccharomycetales; Saccharomycetaceae. The record is from RefSeq and is a predicted model, not a curated record.